Leptosia nina is the source of this 1773-nucleotide messenger RNA. NCBI's taxonomy places the organism in Eukaryota, Metazoa, Arthropoda, Insecta, Lepidoptera, Pieridae. The record is from the annotation of a GenBank genome assembly.
AUGGGGUGUGGCCAGAGUAAAAUUAAUUUGUACCCGAGACGGAACAAAAAUGGCGCGAAAGGAAAUAGUGCCAAAAAGUCAGGCGCAGGAGAAAAGGAAACAGAUGAAGAAGAGGGCAGCACGGGCGCAGCUCCCCCAGAGGACACAGAGGAGGAGGCGGAGGCCAGCAAACAUAUCUUGCCACUCACCAAUCAUCCACCCCCUGUUGAGGCGUCGGCCAGCAUGCAGGACUUUUUCAAAAUGUUGGACGAAAAGAUCGAAAAGGGCAAAGACUACGAUUCAUCGAGUGAGACUGAAGUGCGGUUAGAGAAAGAGAGACGAAAAAAGUUGAUCGAUAUGUGGCGAUCCGCCUCACAGUCUACACAGUCCUCACAGUCGCAGCCGAGCCCUCCCACCCCUGCACGACGAAGAAUACAUAGGCCUAUCCCACCACAACCGCCGGAAAGACACAGUCCUGGAACAGCACGCCGCUGCUACCGGCAGCAACACGUCCCAGAAGGCAUGUCACCACCCCCGCGUCGAGCUCAAAGCGCCCAAUCGCACCACCCUCACGAUCCGCGACACGUCAACGGCGACAACUGGCAGGAUCCCACGAAAUCACCCGUUAAACGACCCCAGAGCGCAGGCGCCAACUGGAAAUCCAAUCCCAAGGUAGCCCCCUACCAGAAACCAAAGAAAAACGAAGUCAAUGAAAACCAAAGAGCCGCUCAAAAGGACAUCGACUCGCAGUCAGAUACUAGUCAAGACUCCCAAAUAACUUAUAAUCCCACAUUCCAAACGCAUAGUCCGGCACACUCAGCGAAGCAACCGUAUAUAGCUCAGAUUAUCAGCUGCCCUAUCUCACAGCAGGUUACACCACCCUCGACUCCGAAAUAUAUAGCCCCACCCGAAGAGUAUCAAGAUCCCCAAAACAAUACGUUAGACAAUAAAUAUGCCCAGAAACAGCCACAGGUGGCGCAGACUAAUACUCAAUCCAACAUCUAUUACAUCCACGGAAAUGCAUCGACGACAACGCAAGAUCUAGCGCAACAGAGGCAACAAACGGCAUUCCAUUUGCAGCAAUACGUCGCGAUGAAGCAAGCUCAGCAGCAGAUGUUCUCAUAUCUCCAACGCGGACCGCACACAGUUUUCCCCAAUGUGGAUUAUUCGCAAAUACCACAUCCGAGGGUGUAUGAGGGCGAGGAAUAUGCUCCUCAGUACGCGCACGCACACCCAGCGAUGCGACCGCACAGUGCCCCUACUCCAGUAGGGGUAGUCCGACCAAUGGCGGUAGCUCCCGGCUUCGCGCCACUUCCGGACGGUUCUCACAUGGUUCCAGUACCGAUGUACAUGCACAUGCCCCCUGUGGUUUCAACUAUGGGUCCCUGGAUCCCCGGGCAAGGCGCAGAAAUGCAGUACUACCCCCAGACACCUUUUAUGCCCAUGUACCGACCGAACUCUGCCGGGUCCGCCGGCACCCUAACGAGGUACCACAAGAAGGAGGCGAUUGAGACUGACGGAAAAAUGUGCCAAAGUAUAAACCUGGUGAGGCAGAAGCAGGUCGGGCAGAUAGUGUCUAUGCCCGGGCAAGAGUUGACGGUGUGCAAUAAUCCAAGUGACAGCCCGAGUUCGGCAUCCGUUAGCACAGACAGCGGGGUUUCCCCGGGGAACAGCGCGCCGAGCACCAAAUGUCCGGCGUUUACAGACUCCUUCGCGUUAGAUAAUAAGAAAAAAGUGAAAGCGGCGCCGUACUCGACUCGGCCGCUGAAAAAUUCUAAAAGUCUAGAUUCUUAG